This is a messenger RNA of Acipenser ruthenus (sterlet), 3185 nucleotides long. RefSeq lists its product as uncharacterized. NCBI's taxonomy places the organism in Eukaryota, Metazoa, Chordata, Actinopteri, Acipenseriformes, Acipenseridae. Gene Ontology annotation, cellular component: mitochondrion. Gene Ontology annotation, biological process: fatty acid beta-oxidation. The record is from RefSeq and is a predicted model, not a curated record. Gene Ontology annotation, molecular function: 2,4-dienoyl-CoA reductase (NADPH) activity. The coding region runs from base 88 to 819 and encodes 243 amino acids. The transcript is spliced from 6 exons.
AAAGACAUUUUUUUUUUUUUUUUUUUACAAUUUUCUAAUUUUUUUUUGCAGUUGCAUUUUGAACUGGAGUUUUGUCUUAAACCCAGUAUGUCUUCAUCUGACAGAGUUGUUUUGGCACUUGGGGGAGCUGGCACUGUUGGAACAGGAAUUGUCAAAGCACUGCUGGACAAAGGUUUCCGUGUGGCUGUGAUCUCCAGGGAUGGGAACAGGCUUGAGAAGUUGCAGAACUUCAUCACCCCUUCCACCAAAGACCAUCUCUAUACACUGGUAGGAGAUGUGGGGACUGAGGAAGGAGCUGAAGCAGCUAAAACCAGCCUGCUGAAGAGUGUGGGCAAGGUGACCGACGUGGUGUCAUCACUGGGCUUCAGCUGGUGGCAGGGGGGCCCUCCCCACACGCAGACACUUAAGGAGCUCCAUCAGGUACUGGAAACUCUUCUCUUGAGCACAUUUACUUCCUGGAAAGCUUUUUUCCCAUUGGUGAAAGACAAUGCCAGUGGAACAUACACAUUCAUUACUGGUGGUGCUGGAGAGCGGUUGCUGAUGCCAGGGACUGGAUUUCUCACUCUGGGGGCAGCAGGGGCUCUGGCGUUCUGCCAGGUAGUCAGGGAGGAGUACCCUGAUGUGCCAUGCAAACUGAAUGAGGUGAAGGUAAACAUGGGAGUCGCCACCGCGGAGAGGAUGGGACCUGGUUACAUCAACCACCUGGACCUGGGCGAGGCGGUGGCGUCUCUGGUGGAGAAGAGGAAUACCUCGCACAAAGUGUUCAGCAUCAACUCCCCCGCUGACCUCAAGACCGUCUUCCUAGAGGAGAAAGUCUAAGUGUCCUGAAUAUGAAGACCCUUUAGCAAUGUCACUUCUGCAUACACAAUAUACAUUACAUUGUAGAGCUAAUGCAGAUCUUAUAGGAACCGCAGUGACAACCAGUAGUUGUUCUGUAACCAUAGAUACAUUGUGACCUUUAGAAUAUAAACUCCCCCAUGCAGUUUCCCUAAGAAAAGGCAUUUUUUGCUGCAUGUCUGGUGCUUCCAUUGAAAAUACAGCAAAUACAAAACCCUUUUUAUUUCACUAUCUAACAUUAAAAAAAAUGAAAUACUGAAAACAGGGAAUUCAUGAAUAGUACAUGUAUUUACAUUCAUUACCGUGAAUAAACUAAAUCUGUGAAUUAUUGCAUUAUGAAAAAAACAAGGGAGUAGUGCAGUUCACUUUAUCUGGGACCCUCAUCGUGAUGUUUAUUAAGCUUACUUCUCUACAUUUAAAUUAACAUUUGUUGAUAAAACAUUGUUUGUUUGGUUUCUUUUUUAAAUACCAUAAUGGAUAAAUAAAAUUACUGAUUAUAGUUCCAGAAUCAAACUGGGCCAAACCCCAAAUAUUUGUGAGUGUUUGCAUGUGUGCAUCUUUGAGAAACAUAGACAUAGUAGACAGGGCAUACUUCCUUCAAACCACAGCUGAAGAUUUUUUAUGGAGCACUGGAUUAUGUACAAAUUGACACAAGAGGCUUACCAAAAAUGCAAAAGUAGGUUACAAUGCUUUCCUGUAUUAUUAUACUUGAUAGCUGGUCAUUUGCUUUCACCUUUUCCUCAAAAAAAGAAAGAAUGCCAAUAGUUUACUGAAUGUAUUCCACUGUUAUUUUAUGUCUUGUUGUUGUAAAAUGUGACAGCUGUCAGAACUAAUGUGGCAGCUCUAACCAUGCAUUAAACAAAACACAUAGAAGUUGUAUUUCAGUGGCCCAGUGAUUUUGGACAGAAAUAGUCCAGCUUUGUUUCAGUGGUGUGGCCUCUUCUCCCCUGUGUGAGCAGUUGACUUGCCUUUCUGUUUGGUUUGCCUGUCAUGAUAUUUAUUUGCAGGAACCACUUAUUCCAUUCAUGAUAAUGAAAGAUAGCUAAGCCUAUUUUGUAACAAUCACAGUGCUUUAACAGAGUCUGGAUUAUUCAGGAUAAUUCACUUCCGUUUCACGGGGCCACGGAUAUGAGCAGUGCAGGCGUCAAUCUCUUUGACUGCUGCAAAAAAACAUGAGCAGCACAACCUUAUCACCACAUCACUUCCAUGAGUAAGUAGCAUCAUUUUUACAUACAUUAUAAUGUAUGGAAGAGUUUAUCAGGUGUUGUGAACUGUAACAGAUAACACAAUGGAACAUAACAAAAAAAUAAUAGAAACUACUCUGGUGAAUGGAGUGGGAUAACACUAGUGAGCCAAACAUCCUUUCUCUCUUUCCCAGAAUGUCCUUUAUGUAUGCCUAUCGGACACCAACAGCAGUAAUUUGACACUCUAAAGCAGGGAUGUCAAACUCAGUUCCUGGUGGGCCACAGUGUCUUCUGGCUUUCAUUCCACCCAAGCUCUCAAUUACUUAAUUGGUCUAAUUAUUUGAUUAAUUGGACAUGUUUAACACUUCUCUUCAGGCCUCAAAAUGUUUCAUAGGUAGUGUACAUUGAAUCAAGUGCAUUUUUAAAACCAUCAACUGUAAAAUACCUUGAAAAAUAUUAAAUAUGUCAAAUUGAACAAAUAAUUAGAUCAAUUAUGUUAAUUGAGAGCUUAAGUUGGAACGAAAACCAGAAGACCCUGCGGCCCUCGAGGAUGGAGUUUGACACCCAUGCUCUAAAGGAUGAGGGUAUUUGUAAAUUCGCUGAUCUAUCGCCCCAUCUAUCGAUUCCGAGUCAUAGAUUAAAUGUUUUUAAGACACACUCUAAAGAAAAUUGUUUAAAAUUAUAAAACAAUGCUGGACGUGAAGUUCUAGUUUCCUUCUAGCAUCACAGGCCUAUUUACUUAUAUUAGACUGUGCCUUAAAUUUGCUCUCUGUAAAGAAACAUCCCUGUACUCCACUGAAAGAAAUCCUGUCCCACUAUGCCGCAGCUGGAUAUCAAAAUGACUUAUGGCAGACAGACUAGCCUUUGAUUUUCUUUUUUUUAUAUUACGGAUUAUAGAUUUCAUUUAGUCACAUAUAGUUCUACAUUUAACUGAUGCUUGUAUUGGCAUAUGAUGAACAAUUGGCAUAGUACCAAAGAUUAACAUUUUUAAAAAACCCACCUUUUUCCCUACCAGGAGAGCAUGCAUACAAAACAAUGCUUUAUUUAGAUUUAUUUUGCUCCAAUAAAACUCUAAAAGAAUAUGUAAAAUUAUGCCAAAUGACUAAUGGUUCACAAAAAUGUCUACCAACACAAUUACUAAAUGAAAGUGCUGGGAAAUAAGAG